AUGGACGUCCCAAAUAUCGAAACACGCAGUAGCGGUGCCGACAACAACAACCCAGCCUCCGGUGACGACGACCAACAACCACACAACAACAACAACAACAACAACAGCAACAACAACAACAGCAACAACAACAACAGCAACAACCAAACCAGUCGUCUCUGGCGUCGGCUCAACCUCUUUGGUCAUCAUCGCGACAACAACGCGGGGGGGAAUGGAUCGAUACAGGGUGGUGGUGGGUUGGAGGAUGAUAUCACACAAAAUGGCAGCGGAAAAAGACAAAGUCGAAAGGUAGUCCCCGGUCUGCCUCGGGCGCCAACUUUCAAGAGGCAGCAGUCCGAGAAACGGCAUCGGCUCGAGCCGAUCCGACCGACGGCCGCGGAGAGGAGGGCAGUGUCAAUGGACAGGAGGGUUGUUGUGCAAGGCAGCAGCAACGGUGGUGGCGAUCCAAGGACUAGCGCGCCGGAUGUUCUCCUUCUUGCGCACGAGGGGGGGUAUUCGUCGCAGUCGCAGUCGGUGCCGCCGCCCUCGUUCCCCAUUGACACUGAUGGGGAAGGCUAUUUCGGGGGGCGAUAUACUGCAGCCACGCAAGGAUUCGACGACCACUCCAACGACGCCGACGACGACGGCGAGGCGAUGUCUGACGACGGCGGCAGGCACUCGGUCACGACGUCGCAGUGGGAGGCCAGGAUCCACGACGAGCUGGAGCAGAUCUGGAUAUUGAACCUGUCGAUGCACUUCCGGGACAAGUCCAAGAGGGAAAAGUUUUUUGUGACGUACCGGCAGCAGGAGCACCUCUGGAGGAGGGUGACGGUUAGUUUGGAUUAUCGGAACGCGCCCGAGGGGAGCUUGGAGAUGGAGCUGGCGGGGACGAGGUUUCAGAGGGAGAAGAGCGCAAAGAUCUACGAGGCUAUUCGGGAGAGUUUGAUGGAUAUUCAGUUUUAUGACACGGUAAAAAACCUGAAGCUGCAGACUACGGAUGGGAGGUUGCAUGUGCAUGUUGUGGAGGAUGUUAAUGAGAUCAUCAGCUAUCCAUCAGUUCGUCUGAUCCAGCACACGAGAUGUAGACGUGUAAAGGAGAGGGAGAUGGAGUUUGACUCGCACAUGUCGGGGUUUGUGUACAAGAUGAGGGUGAAUGGGCAGAUACUGAUCAAGAAGGAGAUUCCGGGACCGGAUACGGUGGAUGAGUUUCUUUACGAGAUCAACGCCCUCAACUCGUUGCGCUCGGCGAGGAACGUCAUUCAGUUUUAUGGGGUUGUUCACCCGCCUCUUCCUUGGUCGAUUCGCGAGAAAUGGGCGAGGCAGAUCGUGGCUGGGCUGUCGGAGAUUCACGAGGCCGGGUUUGUCCAGGGGGAUUUCACACUUUCAAACAUUGUUAUUGAUCACAACAGCGACGCGAAGAUUAUCGAUAUCAACAGGCGGGGUUGCCCGGUGGGUUGGGAACCGCCAGAAGCAACGCCGAUGAUUGAGUGUAAUCAGCGGAUCUCGAUGUACAUCGGGAUCAAGUCUGAUCUCUACCAACUCGGCAUGGUGCUCUGGUCGUUGGCGACGCAAGACGAUGAGCCAGAAGCACAAGGGAGACCGCUGCAGAUCGCGGACGAUGUGGAUGUGCCGGCGUGGUUCGCGAGGAUAGUGUACAUCUGUCUGAGCGACAACCCGAGGAAUAGGCUGCAGGCCCUGCAGCUGCUGUCCCUAUUCCCGGAGCCGGAGGAGCCGUUGACUGCCGUUCCGCAUCAUCAUCACAUUCACGAGGACAGUUACCUGCCGCAGGAGUACAUGUCGGAUAUAUUCUCGAUCACGAGCCAGCCGCCGAACGUGAUGAAUGUGAACAUGGGGAAUGAUUGGCAGUAUAUCGGGCCGAACAGCCCUACCAACCCUUAUGGCGGGGGGACUUUUGCGGAGGAUCCGCAUUUCUACCCGCCGCCGAGGGGGAGGUCGCCGCCCUCGCCGCAGCCGAGCAACCACGAGGACGAGGGCUGUGAACCGACGGGGAGGUUUGGGGCGAGGAGGUUUAAUACUUGGAGUGUGGGGGAGGGAUGGAAGCCGAUGGUGCCGAGUGUCAGCGAUUUGCCCCCUAGGAGUGUGCUUGGGGAGGAGUCGGACGUGGGGGGUUUCAGGAGGGGAAGGCAGAGGGUUAGCCCAAGGCAUGGGAAGAUUGCGGUUAGUGAUUAUGGGGGGAUUGAUGGAAUGGUGGCGAGUCAGACGUUGGAGAUACCUAAGCAAGGGGUAGGGGUAGGGGUAGGGGAGAAGGAGCUCAAGACGCCCGAGUCGAGGGCGGAUAGUGGGAAGGAUAUGACCGAGUUGGGGAGUACACCCAGAGAUGGAGGUGUGCUGGGGUUGGGGGGCGGGAAGGAGGGGGUAGAGGUUUUGAGGGAGACGGAAAAGUUGUUUCCGAGUACUAACAAAGACUUGGAGCAACCGCUGGCUUUGGAACAACAGGAGGAAUAUACCGCGGUGAUGGGGACUAGUCUGGGGAGGUUGGGCAGGCCGGACGAUUUGAAUAACGUUGGAGGGGCCUUUUCGUUCGACCAAAGGAGUAGGGGAAUGCAGAGGAAGGGAAGUACGAGCAGUGGGAGUGGCGGGAUCGAGGGGGAGAUUGAAGAGGAGGAUGAAAUGGGGGAUGAGGAAGAGGAUGAGUUGGAUAUGGAGUUGGAUGGGGAAUUACCUGGGGAUUUAGAGAAGACGAUUGGGUUGCAGACGCAGCUGCUGUCUGUUCCCUAA
Podospora anserina S mat+ is the source of this 2718-nucleotide messenger RNA. RefSeq lists its product as uncharacterized. Gene Ontology annotation, molecular function: protein kinase activity; ATP binding. Gene Ontology annotation, cellular component: cytoplasm. NCBI's taxonomy places the organism in Eukaryota, Fungi, Ascomycota, Sordariomycetes, Sordariales, Podosporaceae. The record is from RefSeq and is a predicted model, not a curated record. The transcript is spliced from 3 exons. Gene Ontology annotation, biological process: signal transduction; protein phosphorylation. The coding region runs from base 1 to 2718 and encodes 905 amino acids.